UCUGUCUAUUUGUCUGUCUGUCUGUCUCUCUCUAACUCACGAAACCUGUUAAGUGAGGACGUCCUCAUAAUGUCUAGAAGAGAAUACACACACAUUAUUGUAAAAGCAAUUAAAGAAGUACCACAUUUAUGUUAAAUAUAAGCUAUAGGGACACCUAUAAAAGUUUAUCUAAUACUCUCUUUCGAAUUGUGAAAAAAUAGUUUUGAGGGAUAUCAGUAAUGACAUAUCCCCACACCACUUGUUCCGACCAAUCUAAUAUCUUGUAUAUUUCACAGCCUGUGGGUCACGUUUAUGGAGACGUAACUAUAAGGACAGAAUUUUUGCAACUUCCGUCAAAUUGUUACGAAUAGUCUCUUUACAAUUUUUAUCAGCCCCCCCCCCUUCCUCUCUCUCUUGGUGGGAGGGGGGGUGUUUAAACUCAAUAAAUUUAUUGAUAAACAUUAAUUUUUCCCGGUAUCAUUUAAGGAAUGAAGCUAAUUUUAACCUAUGUUAUACGAUAUAAUGUAACUUGGUGCAGUUUAGGUUUUAUAAUCCGCGAAGUGGAUAAUAACAAAAGUACACAUUUUCUCUACUAUAUGCACUAUAUAUGUAAAGUCCCAUGGGGCUAUCUUAAUUGUUCUAAAUGAAAAAAUACCGAAUAAACCAUUUCCUUAAAAGAAGCUCUUUCUGGAAACUUUCGGACCCAUAACCGGAGACUUGGACUAUAUAUAUGUAAGACUCUAAAGUGUGAUGGUCGCUCCAAGGUGCGAUGGUCACGCCAAACCCCGAUGGUGUGACACGCCAAAGUGCGAUGGUCCACACUCAUGCGCCAAAGUGCGAUGGUCUGACACGCCAAAGUGCGAUGGUUUGACACGCCAAAGUGCGAUGGUGUGACACGCCGAAUCCAUUGGUUUGUAAAUGACACAGUGUUGUGGUACAGACUGUGCCAACCGUGUGUUUCACUAAAAUAUCAGCGCAAAAUCCAUGCAUAAAAAAUAAGUUUUAAUUAAAAAAAAGAAUAGACCUCUAUUACCUCCCAGCCAAUGAAUAGGAUUGUGUCCUUCAUAUUUGACAUCAUUUUCGUCAGUAGGUUUUAAUCUAUUCUGUUAACUACGUUUCGUUCUCAUUGGUUUCGUUUCGGUUAUUUUCGUUUCGAAUGGUUUCGAUUUUCUUUCGCAUUCCACAGGUACCUGUAAUAAUGGUGUUAUCAAACACCUUUUUUUCGAUUUCGGGGUGAAUGUGGAUAUUACUCGUUAUCGGGGUAUAUGUUUAUUAUUAUGAGUACGUAGUGAACACCAGUUUACUGGGCCAUGUUUACCUUUUAUCAGUUCAAUUUAUUAUAUCUAGAUACACCGUACAUCGGAUGGAGCAUGUGUUGAAUGUUACCCGAUAUAAUUAUAAAGAAAACACAAAAUGGCAUCCUGUCGUCACUGGGUCGUACUGCUCGUGGUGUUUUUCUUGGAAGUCAUUGACCUUUCCUGUGAUUGGCUAUUCUACACAGAGGUUAAGGACAGUACCGAGCCUUACGUGAUUAACAACGGCUACCUCCACUGGACGAUUCUAGGGGUGGCAUCAUUGGGCUCGCUGACCUUCAUGUUCGAGGUCGUGAACCUUGCCGCAGAGAUGUUCACAGAUCGGGGGUCUUGUGUGUCCUCGGACAUCGUAUCCAUGGUAUCCACAUGGGUUGAGGAUGUUCCUCAGAUCGCCGUAGCCCUCGUGAUCGCCGUGAAUACCCAGAGGGUGGUUCACUGGGUGCAAUAUGUCAAGGCCGCGUGGUCAUUACUGGAGGUGGGCGUCCGUGCUCUGGGUCAGUGCGUGUUCUGUUGCAUACUUUCCAAUAGACAGAACCGAUCUACGGACUAUUUAGUGUCGCUUUCCAAGUUCCUGGCACAGAUAGUUGUACUUGGGUGUUCUGUUGGAAUAUUUAUGCGCCUUCUACAAGAAAACCAUUGAUAUACUUACUAGAUGACGAUUCUAUAUGUGUUACUUUGACAUAGUUUGACUACUGUCGAAUCAAAAUUCAAAACUUUAUACUAGUUUUGGAAGAUGUUAAUAUAAAAUCCAAAUGUG
Molecule: messenger RNA, 2049 nt
Organism: Ostrea edulis (European flat oyster)
Lineage: Eukaryota; Metazoa; Mollusca; Bivalvia; Ostreida; Ostreidae
Exons: 2
Coding region: 1393-1932 (179 amino acids)
Source: RefSeq, a predicted model, not a curated record